AUGAAGUCCAUCAUUCUUCUUACUAUAGGAGCAUCGCUCGUCUCCGCUGCCGCCAUCAACGGCCCCGGAUGUCCUGCGCCAACGAGAACCCCGACAAAAACGGUCAAACCGCCGCACACGACGACCGCGCCGCCUGACUGCGACAUCACCACUACACAUACCUGCGAUUCUCACUUUGCCUUGUGGAUGUACAAAGGCUACGAAUUUGGUGCAGCGGACGACGACGGUUUGUGCAAAGACUGA
Pochonia chlamydosporia 170 is the source of this 243-nucleotide messenger RNA. RefSeq lists its product as hypothetical. The transcript is spliced from 3 exons. NCBI's taxonomy places the organism in Eukaryota, Fungi, Ascomycota, Sordariomycetes, Hypocreales, Clavicipitaceae. Bases 1 to 243 code for a protein of 80 amino acids. The record is from RefSeq and is a predicted model, not a curated record.